CUCGGGACCACGAAACACACUCUCACGACAACGCUCUUUCCCCACCCCAUUCCAUCACCACCUUUUCUGAAGCUUUUACGACACUUUCCCUGUGUCGAGCCGUAUUAUUUUUUAAACAGACAGCCACACGAAUCAGACUAGAAAAUGUUCUCUACCACCCGAGCUCUUCGCCAGGCUGCCGCUCACGCCGAGCGCACCCCCAGCAUCCGCUUCAUUGGUCGCCGCUCCAUCCCUGAGUCGAUUGACCAUACUCCUCGCCCACACCCCGCCUCUCCCAGCGGGCAACUCCCCGAGGGCUUCGGCAAGAACGGUGUCGGCUUCAAGCACGCCAACUUCAGCUCCUACCGCCAGCACGCCCAGCAGCACGGUCCCCUUCAGAAGACCAUUCGCUCCAGCGACAGCAUCGGCGCCGCCUCUGGCAGCCAGCUCGGCGCCGUUGCUGCCCCCAAGGGCGCCUUUUUCGACGUCUCAGAGCUCCCCGCCCGCUUCCACCGCCAGCCCAUUCCUGUUGCUGAGCUGGAAGCGGUGGAGUCGGGCGGCGCUUCCCUCUUCGGUUGAGUGAUGCUCAACUGAGAAAAAAGAAGAAGAAAAAAAAAUCAAACAAA
Messenger RNA from Sodiomyces alkalinus F11, 605 nucleotides. RefSeq names its product ribosomal protein YMR-31. Gene Ontology annotation, biological process: 2-oxoglutarate metabolic process. The transcript is spliced from 2 exons. NCBI's taxonomy places the organism in Eukaryota, Fungi, Ascomycota, Sordariomycetes, Glomerellales, Plectosphaerellaceae. The record is from RefSeq and is a predicted model, not a curated record. The coding region runs from base 145 to 558 and encodes 137 amino acids.